UAAUAUAUGUCAAGUGAUCAUAUUCAUAUAUAUGCUAUUUCUAUGUCUCUAAUGAUCUGAGUAAUUCAGAAUUAGUAGUCAGAGUAGGUUUCUUGCAGAGAAAACAACUAUUCAAACCCUAAACCUCCAAAUCAUUGCUUCCCCUGCAUGAUAGAUGGAUACUGGACUUGUCACCAUCCAAGAACCAGUCUCUACUAAGACACAUGUUGGAGAAGCUCCUGCAGGAGUAAUACUUGACGACUCAUCCAUGGAAGUACAUAAGGUGAAACUGAGUACUGUUCUUGAUGAUGAGAUCACUAGUGGUGAUUGCAGAAACAAUAUUAUUCCGGGCGAGACAAAUGUUUCAGAGAUUGUAAAUGGUUCAGGGGAUAAAGAAACCGAAGAAUUAAAACGCGAAAAAGUUGAAGCGACAAAGACUAUGUCGAUUGUAGAAGACACUAAGAUCGUUAGUGAGACAGAAAAGGAUGAACAAGGCUCUAUCUUUGUACAUGAACCUGAAAGUUUGAACAAAGACAUAGAAGAUGCAAAGAUAAUCUUAAGUGAUGUGACUUUGGAGAAGGAGAAAGAAGUCAAUAUUACCGGGAAACCAGAAGAGGUAAGUGUCGAAAAGCCUGUAAUAGAAGAAGAUCACACAGAAACAAAACACUCACCAGAACAAGAGGAUGAGAUUGGUAAUAUCUCUAAGGCCCCGGAAGAGAUACCGGUGAAGACUGAUGAAGUUAAAGUAGAAAAAGAUUCAAGAACUGUUGAGACCUCUGUAAAUGGAACAGAGUCCGAGCACGAUGCAACGGUCUCAGUAGAAGAAAUCUCGAGGAAUGGUGACAACAUUGUGAAUGAAACAGUUCCAGAAAAAGAAACUGCAACGGAUGGUGAAUCACUACAUGUAAUUGAAACUACACACAGAGCUCUUCCUGAACUGGAAAAAGAAGAAGACAAGGAAGAGACGAAUACAGAUGAAGAGCCGAGGGUGAAUGCGAUGGAGAAAGUGGAAACAGAGACUGUAAAGACAGUUAUAGAAGAACCUGAGAUUAUUUACAAAGAAGAAACUGCAGUUCUUGAACCUGUAAGCAUGAAGGAAAAUGCAGAACCAGUGGAAGCAAUCAAAAACUCAGAUGAUGCAGAGCAAAUCUCACAUGAAGUGACUGUAGACAAAGUCAAGGAAGAGGACAUAACCCAAAAAACAGAAGAGGAGCAAGAAAGUAUAAGGGAAAUUCAAACACCAACAAUAGAAGGAGAAGUUACUGAAUCAAAAGCUUCAUUAGACCAGGAGGAAGAGAUAGUUAAAAUCUCAAAGGAGACUGAGGAACAAGAACAUGUGUUGGUGAGAGAUAUACCACAAGGCGAGACGCUUGUAACUGAAUCUGAGACAGUAGAUACCUCAACAUUCCAAGAAGCCGAGAUCUUGAAGACUAAUAUUAAUGAAACAGAGCCACACAGUGAAUUAGGAGGAGAAGAAGAAGGUCAAAAGACAGAGGAAAACACAAAACCAAGUCAAGAUCUGAAAGGAGAUAAAGAACAAGAAGAAACAGAGAUUGUAAAGACCGUAACUUCAUCUAAUAAGGUGGGAUCUUCUGAUGUUCAAGCAGAAGUACAUGGUGAGCAUACAGAACCUUGUAGCUCGGAAAUCAAAGAUGAGAGACAUGGAGGAGAAGAAUCUACUGAGGUAAAAACUAAAGAGACAGUUCCAGAAAAAGAAACCGCAACAGAAGCGGAAAAAGAAGAAGGCCAGGAAGAGAUGAUAAUUGAAGAAGAACCACUAGAGAAAGUGGAAACAGUGACUGUAAAAACAGUUAUAGAAGACCCUGAGAUUGUUUACAAAGAAGAAACUGCAGUUCUUGAACCUGUAAGCUUGAAGGAAAAUGCAGAACCAGUGGAAGCAAUUAAAAACUCAGAUGAUGCAGAGCAAACGUUCCAUGAAGUGACUGUAGAAAGAGAAAAUGAAGAGGAGAUAACCCAAAACACAGAAGAGGUGCAAGAAAUUCCUAGUGUAAUCGAAACGUCUACAUUACAAGCAGAGGACAUUGAACCAAAAGCCUCACUAGAAACUAAGGAAGAGGUAUAUCAUAGCUCAAAUGAUACAGAGGAACAUGAACCUGUGUUAGGGAGAGACGUACCACAGUGUGAGAACCUUGAAGUUGAGGCUGAAGAGACAAAAGAAGAAACAAAACCGAGUCUGGACCUGAAAGAGGAUAAAGAAAAAGUGGAGACAGAGACAGUUAAGACCGUAAAUCCGGCUGAUGAGGUAAGGUCUUCUGCUGUUCAAGAAGAAGAAUUUGGUGAACAUACUGAACCUCUUAGCUCGGAGAUCAAAGAAGAGAGCCAUGGAAGAGAAGAAUCUGUUGAGGUCAUAUCUUGGGAGACUGUUCAAGAAGAAAAAACUGAGGAGAAGCAUGAGGUUCUUCUUGAUGUACCAUCUACAGAAUCAAAGAAGUAUCAAGACAGUGAACCCGAGACAGCUGUAAUCUCUAAUACUGAAGAGAAAUUUGAAGAGAUUCCAUCAGAUCUUGCGUCAAAUAUAGAGAAAAAUGAUCUCCAGGAUGAGAAGAUAAAUGUAGAUAAAACUGUUGGAACUCAAAAUUUGGAGGAACAAAGAGGCCUAGCCACGAAUCGGGAGGAGGCAGAGCAAAUUGAUCAAAACAUAACUGAUGAAACAGAGGAAAUCCCGGUUGCAAAACCGGUUGCUCUUCCGGAUGUAGAAUCCGUUGAGAAGAUGCAGAAGUCAUCAGUUGAGUCUCCUUCUGAAGUAUCAGAGGAAUCAAGCAAAACUUUAGAUGAGAAGAUCGAAGAAAAACCAGAAGAAGAAGAAGUAACACUAAAUCAAGAAGGUCAAGUGGAUGGUUCCUGUGGAUUAUUAAAAACAGAAGAGACAGUUUCAGUACCAAAGAGUAGUGAGCCUGGAGAAAAAGCUGAGGAAGAAAGUAGUGUGAUCGAUAUGACUCCUUUACAAGAAGAAUCAUCUCCACCAAAUGAGCAAAAAGAAGAAAAAAAGUUAGAGAAGUGUGAACCAGCAAAUGAAGAAGUUAAAUCUGACGAAGUUAUAGAAGUUUCAUCUGCACCACUUUCAAAGGAUUUGGAUGUUGACACCGUUUUUGAAGCCGAGAAGAUGGAAAACAAAAAAGAGAAUGAGGAAGAACCAGCAGCAGUAGACAAUAUGCAGAAAAUUCUUGAGACUGUUGUAGCAGUUGAACCUCAUAGUUCAUUGCCAUCUUCUUCAGCGGAGCAAGAACAUGAGACUGCUUCUGAGAAAAUAGAAGAAAAAAAAGUGGAGGAAGAACCGAUGGUCCAAAUAAAAACUCAUGAGAGACAAGAGGAAGUUCCUAUGGCUGUAGAGGAGCAGACCAUAGAUAUUGAACCUUCUUUGACUGAAAUAUGCUCUAGGGAUCAGAAUCAGCCGGAGGAACAAGUUGAAAAGGCAUGCUCCAGAGAUGAACAAGAAAAGGAGAUCUCGAGUAACAGUGAGAGCAUUGCGAAUGAAACAUAUGCUUUGCAUAGCGCAGAAGCUGCAGAAGAAGAAACUGCAACAAAUGGUGAAUUAUUACAUGAUGUUGAAACUACAAAAAGAGUUCUUCUUGAAGUCGAAAAAGAAGAAGAAGAGGCAGAGUUAAAGAUAGAUGCAGAACCAAGGUUGGAUGCGAUAGAGAUAAAGGAAAUAGAGAGUGAAAAGACAGUUUCAGAAGACAAGAUCGUCAAUAAUGAGGAAGCUACAGUUCAUGAAUCUGAAAGCUUGAAAGGAGAUGAUCAUCAGGGAGAGAAUGCAGAAUCAGUGGAAGCAAUCAAAAACUCAGACGAUGCGGAGAAAAUCUCAAGUGAGGUGACGAAAGACAUAAUAAAAGAUGAGGAUAUAACUCAAACGUCAGAAGCGGUGCAAGAAUGCCCUAGGGUAAUCGAAAUACCGACAACACAAGGAGAUAACAAUGAAUCGAAAGCCUCACAAGAACUUAAGGAAGAGGAAGAUCAAAGCUCAAAGGAUACAGAGCAACAUGAACAUGUGUUGGAGAGAGACAUACCACAAUGUGAGACCCUUGAAGGAGAGGCUGUAGAUACUUCAACAGUCCAAGAAGCUGCGAUCUUAAAUACUUUGGAGACCAAUAUUAGUGAAACUGAAACAGAGGCAGUGCAUAGUGAAAUGAGUCUAGACCUGAAAGUGGAUAAAGAACAAAAGGAAGCAGAAACAGUAAAGACUGUCAUUUUUUCUGAUGAGGUGAGACCUUCCGAUCAAGUUGAUGUUCAAGCUGAAGAAUUUGGUGAACAUACUGAACCUCGUACCUUCGAGAUAAGCCAGGGAAGAGAAGAAUCUGUUGAGGUCGAUUCUAAGGACAUCGUUCAAAGUGUGAACAGCGAGGAGAAGGAUGUGAAUCUUCUUGAUAUACAAUCUGGAGAAUCAGAGAAGUAUCAAGAAAAUGAAUCUGUUAUAUCUCUAGUAUCGAAGAUGGAAAGUGAGGAUAAAUUUGAAGAAUCAGUUGAGACCAAUCACAACCAAACCCUUGUGGAUGUUGAAUCAGUUGAGAAGGUGCAGAAGCCAGCUCUUGAGACUCUCCCUGAACCAUCAGAGGAAACAAGCAAAACUUCAGAUGAGAAGAUCGAAGAUAAACCAAUAGAAGAAUUCACAUUGCAUCAAGAAGGUAGAGAUGAAGGUUCUGAUGGAUUCAAGAAAACCGAAGAGACGGUUUCAGAACCAGAAAGGGAACUUGGAGAAAAACCUCAGGAAGAAGAAUCUUGCCUGCAAAAUGAGCAAGAAAAGGAAGUAGAGUUGCAGAAAGAGCAACUAGACAAGCAUGAACCAUCAAAGGAAGAAGUUUCUAACGACCAACAGUGUCCUGUGGAAGAAAAAUCUGAUGAAGUUAUACAAGUUUCAUCUGCUUCACCUUCAGAGGGACCAAAAGAUGAGACCGUAGUUGAAGCCGAAAAGAUUGGGGAAGAACUAGUAGCAGACAAGAUCCAGAAAGAUUUUGAGUCUGCUGAAACAAGUUCAUUGCCAUCGUCAUUGGAGGAGAAAGAGCAUGUGACUGUUCCAGAGAAGAAAGAGGGAGAAGAAGUGAAGGAUGCAGAACUGACAGGAGAUAUGAGCGAGAAAGAUCUUGAGAUUUCUGAAACAACACAUCUGAGUCUUCCAGCUGUUGAUGAGAAAGAGGAUGUCAAAGCUAAAGAAAUUCAGAUUCCAUCUGUUACAUUGCCAUUGGAUGAUCAGGAAAAGGUUAAUUCAACAGAAAACGGAGAAACAAAGACGAAUGAAACUGAAGAUAAUAAACCAGAUGAACAUGUCGAUUCUUCAACCUUGCCAACAUUCUCAGAGAAAAACGAUGAUGAAACUCUGAUUGGAGAGGCAAAGAAAGGAGAUGAAGAGAUAACAGUAGGCACCUCAAGGACAUCACAAAAUGUAUGCAUGCAACAAGAAGAUUUUGAGAAACUUGAAACUCCAAAGCUAGAUGAAUCUAAAGAGGAUAAGAGCCAAGAUAUUGCUGAGCCCAUCAAAGAAGUUGAAGCUACGAGUGAUCAGGCUCUUCCCAUUGAAAACUCACAUGCAGAUAUAACUCCAUCCUCUGAAUUAGUGUCAGAACUAGAUGACCAAACUCCAAAGCAGAUUGAGGAUAUUGAUGAGAAAGAACACAAAGUAGAAGCUACGGAGGGUGACAGGAAUCUUCCGGUUGAUACAUCAGAGGCAUAUCAGACUCCGUCCUCUGAUUUUUUCUCAGCACUAAAUGGCCAGACUCCAAAGCAAGUUGAGGAAACUCAUGAAGAAGAAAGAAAGGAAGAACACAAGUUACAUGCUGAAGAAAUCCUUCCUACCGAAAUUAUUCCAAGAGAAUUAUCUGAUGACGCUCUAGUUUCCAUGUUAGCUUGUACGGAAGACGGUCAAGUGACUCUGCAAGAUAAUGAUUGCGUAGAUGACGUUAGAGAGACAAAGGACACACAAGAGGAACGACCUGUUUCUGUGGAAAUAGAAGAGAGUGUAGGAGAAACUAAGCCAAAAGAGCCUGAAGAUGCAAAGCGGGAUGAACAUUUCGACAUUCCAACUUCAUCAAUAAUCUUGGAGAAAAAUGAUAAUGAGACACAGAUUGUAGAGGCAAAGAAAGGAGAUGAAGACAUAAAUGAAACAGAGACAACAGUUGCUUUAGAAAUUUCAGGCACCUCGUCAACAUCAGAAAAUAUGUCCUUUAAACAAGAAGAGUUUGGGAACCCUGAAGCUCCAAAGCUAGAGGACUCAAAAGAGAAGAUCCAAGAAAUUCCUGAGACUGACAAAGCAAUAGACGCUACGAAUGAUCAGAUUCUUCCAGUAGAAAUAUCACAAGAAUAUCAUACCCCAUCCUCUGAUUCAGCUUCAAAGAAGGUUGAUGAGGUUCAUGAAGAAGAAACAAAGGAAGAACAUACGUUACAAGUUGCCGUCGAUCAGAUUAUUCUAGCUGAAACAUCAGAAGCAGAUCAGAUCCUAUUCAAAACUGCUCCACGAGAAUCAUUCAGUGAAGCUCCAGUUUCCAUGUUAGCUUCUGGAGAAGACGAACCAGUGAUACCACAAGAAGAUAAUUCUGCUAUUGACACACUCGAGGAGAAACAUGUUUCUAUGGAAACAGAAGAGAAGGUAGGAGAAACAAAGCCAAAAGAAUCAGAAGCAGAAGGAACAGAAAAAUCAGAUGAUCAGGUUGAGACUUCAACUAAAUUCACUGAGGUAGAAGACGAAAGUACAGAGAAAACGGAUGUUGCAGUGGCAGAGCUAACAAAUGAUUAUCCUCCAAAGGACGCAGAGAAUGGAGAUGAUACUUACUCAACUCUUCCAGUUGUUGGAAUCUUGACAGAACUCCAAAAUACAUUUGAGACUGAGAGAACAAUCAAUGAUUCUGCAUCAGCGGGAGACAACAUGAUUAAAGAGCCUUCAGAUCAAGAACAACAUGCAGUUGAUGCUGGCGUUGAAUCAAAUGAUAAAGAUCCUGCUACUGAGAUCAUAGAAGCAAACAGGUUACAACAGGAUGAAAGUGAAGAAGCUGAAAAAAUCCAGGAAGAAAAUGGUCUUGCAGGAAAAUCUCUUCCAAUAGAAGAAAUCAAUCUGCAAGAGGAGCAUAAAGAAGAGGUUAAAGUACAGGAUGGUAUCAGCAGAGAGUAUGAAUUCAACGUCGAAGAGAAAUUACAAGAAGAAACUAGCGCGAUUUCAGAGUAUAAGGAAGAAAUUCCAGCUGAUCAGACACUUACAGAAGUGUUACCUGGUGAGAAAAUUCUGAUUCCAUCUUCUGCGUUGCCUUCUGAUGAGCUAGAGGAUGUGAUUUCUCCUGCAAAGCAAGAAGAAUACAAGCUAAAACAAGAUAUCAAUGCUUCAAAAUCAGAGAAGCUAAAUCUACAAGAAGAGCAGAAGGGCGAGACUCAUGAAACUGUCAAAGAAGAGAAUCAAAUUGCUGAUAUAAAAGAUGAAAUUAAGAAUGAGGAGGAACAAGAAAUUAUUUCAUCAGAUGUGAAUAAGGAUAUUGAAGAUGCGAGUGAGCUUGGACUUGGUAAUGAUUUUGUUUCGCGGGGUGUAGAAAAAGAGGAACUACCUCACAGUGUCCCGGAGAAUGAUGAAGAGAUCAACGAGGUAGUCAAAUCAGAGAAGCAAAUUACAGAUCCAGUGGGAGUCAUAACGAAAGCUAGUGAAGCUGAGCAUGCAUCAAAUGAAGUACAUGUUGAAACUCAAGCAAUACCAGAUGAUACAAAGAGCAACGAUAAUAGGGAUUUUUCAACAGAAGUACCAAAGGUCCAAAGAGAAGAGGUUAGUGCUGAUAAAUGUCUCACAAAAGAAGUACUAAGUGAGGAACUUCAGGUUCCAUCCUCAACAGUACUAGAUGAUCUCAAAAAUAAUAGUAACCCUGAAGCUGAAAGGGAUCUUUCAGUACAGAAACCAAGUGAACUCAUUCAGUCUCAUCAAUCUCCCAAUCAGGUUGAAGAAACUUCUUUUGAAGUCAAGAAAGCACAAGAAGAUACAAAUACCAAUGCUUUGAUAACGCAUGAAAACGUUCAAGUGAAAGAUCAGCCCAAGGAAUUUGAAGCUCCUGCAAUGGAUAAAGAGACACCUGAACAAGAGCAUAAGUCGAUUGAUCUCACAGAUGUCCAAAUAAGAGGUGGUGUCCAAGACAUUGGUAAAAAUGUUAAAUCGGAAGUUCUUGAGGAUGAAAUAAUAGAUGAUGACCAUGAUUCAGUUGUGGCGCUAAAGGAAGAAACUGGCUUAGUGCUAACAAAGGAGAAGAGUGAUGCUCAACAUGUGAAGACAGUGCAGGAAGAUGCAAUCAAACAUGGAGAUUUCGCAGAAGAGAAGAAAGACACAUUUGAAAAGAUUGAUCACGAAGCUGCAAAAGAGAUUUGUCAAGAAGAGAUUAAGCAAACAUAUACUGUCGAGGAAGAGAUCAGAGAAGAAUUGAAGGAAACAAAUCAGGACUGUUUCAACAAUGUGAAGAACACCCAUGAUGCGAUAGAAAAAACACAACCCGAGAUUCAAGAUAUUGAAAGCUUGUCUUCUGUCAGCAAACCACAAGACAAAACAGAGCAAAAAGAUGAAGUUACAAACCAACAAGAAAGGGAAAUAACUAAUGAAGUUCCAAAGUUGGAGAAUCCAAAGAUUGCAGAAGAACUACAGCAAAAAGAUGGAGAAUCUGAGAACACCAAAGAUUUGUUUUCAGAAGUAAAAGAAACUGGACCAACAUUGAAAGAACCAGCAAGGAAAUCGCUAUCAGACCUCAUCCAAAAAGUGGAAGGAAUAAAUAAGACUGAAGAUGCAACAACAGAAACUCAUAUCAAAGAAGAGCCUAAAACAGUAGAAGAAGAUGAGAAUGAAGAUGCAGAUCAUGAACAUGAUAAAGAUGAUAAAACAAGUCCAGAUUCUAUAGUGAUGGUUGAAGCAAAAGAUACAGUUAGCAUUAUCAAGACUCAGAAGAAAUCACAAGGCAUUCUCUCGGGAGUUGGUUCAAAGGUAAAGCAUUCAAUUUCCAAAGUUAAGAAAGUACUCACUGGCAAGUCUUCUCACCCAACUAAGCCUUCAUCACCUAAAUGAGAGAAGAAACAAGAAAAAACGUAAUCAGUAUCUAUAAUGGUUUUUUUUUGGUUUGUUCAUUAUUUUGAUUGAUUUUUUCUUUUGUGAAUAUUACAGAUGUUUGUGGGGUUUCUUAUUUUCACAUGUUCAAUAAAUUGCAGAAUGAAUUGGUUUGGUUA
Messenger RNA from Capsella rubella, 9165 nucleotides. Its product is annotated as titin. NCBI's taxonomy places the organism in Eukaryota, Viridiplantae, Streptophyta, Magnoliopsida, Brassicales, Brassicaceae. The coding region runs from base 155 to 9007 and encodes 2950 amino acids. The record is from RefSeq and is a predicted model, not a curated record. The transcript is spliced from 14 exons.